AUGGCAGGCAAACCGCUUAAUCAAUUUCACCAUUCGCCCCAGUACCCCGACUACUAUAACUCCGACCUCCAUCCCUAUCUCGAUCUCUCUCUCUUGCCUCCUGCAACGGCCUUCCCUCCCGUUGACUUUGACCCAUUCUUCUUUGCGACCGAUCCUCUCAAUCAAACCUACUACUCCGAUCUCACUACAACCACCACCACUACUACCCACAACCACUUGGACUUGAACUUCGACUUCGACUUCGACAUCAACACCCUGGGCGACCUCGCAGACCCCGUAUCAGACUCCGCGAUUAACUCGCUGCUCAGCUCCCCGGAUAGUCUCAGUGAAUCCUACCUCUUCGAAUCGCCAAGCGUGCAGUCUCUACCUGACCCGCAAACCCAAACCCCACCCCCAAUCUCACAGCCGCAGCAACAACCCCAGCAACCAAUGCCCGCCGUGACGACGGACCACCCCUCGACCAAACCAACCUUCACCGUCACCCGGGUGGCAACCACCACCAAAGAACCGCUCAGCAAAGUGAGCAAGCGGCAGCUGAACACGCUCGCGGCGCGGCGGUACCGACAGCGCAAGCUGGACCGGGUGAACGAGCUGGAGGCGGAGCUGGAGGCCGUGAAGCGGGAGCGGGACGAGCUGCGGAUGCGCGUGAGCAAGCUGGAGGGGGAGACGGAGGCGUUGCGGGGGAUGGUGGGGAAGAAGUAG
This is a messenger RNA of Aspergillus brunneoviolaceus CBS 621.78, 702 nucleotides long. Its product is annotated as bZIP transcription factor. Gene Ontology annotation, cellular component: transcription regulator complex. Gene Ontology annotation, biological process: positive regulation of cellular response to amino acid starvation. Gene Ontology annotation, molecular function: DNA-binding transcription factor activity, RNA polymerase II-specific; RNA polymerase II cis-regulatory region sequence-specific DNA binding. The coding region runs from base 1 to 702 and encodes 233 amino acids. NCBI's taxonomy places the organism in Eukaryota, Fungi, Ascomycota, Eurotiomycetes, Eurotiales, Aspergillaceae. The record is from RefSeq and is a predicted model, not a curated record. The transcript has 3 exons.